AUGAGUGCAGUAAUUAGUCAAAAUGCUGUUCUAUUUCAAGCGCAUGCCACAGAAAAGACGACAGAGAAUUCAUCUCCAAAGGUUUUCAUUUAUCUCACUCAAACAGAGCAAUGUCUUCCUCCAACCUUGGCCUCUUCCUCCGAGAUCGGCGACCCCGAGACAUGUAACUGUGAUGUCAUAGUGCUAAGCUUUAGAAGAAAAUGCCAAGUGCAAAAGACGCCUCACAUCACUUAUCUGUUCGAUCCCAAUACUGGAUGGGGAACAGGACGAAAUGUGCUGUAUUUUGCUGUGAAAGCAAGAUUCCCGAGAUAUCUUUAUUACAUUUUUCUGGAUGACGAUGUGGUGCUUCGUUUCAAUUCAUUCGCUCCGCCAGAAAUGAGGAGGCAUCCACCGUUUAGAGUCUUCGAACACUGGCUUCUUGAUUAUGAGCCUGUUGUAGGCGUUUUGGAUAAUCAACAGCAUUAUGGGGCAAUCUGGGCCAUUGAGAAAGGUCGGACAAUAUGUAACAAGACGGAUAGUCCCCUUGUGAUACCAACAGUAUGGUUCGAUGGUCUCUUUAAUGCAUAUCAUUAUAAAUCUAUUAAGCAUCUUUUCCCUUACCGCACGCAGUAUGAAAAAAUAAGCUGGUGGUCGCUGCAUAGGUACAUGUUUACUGCUGUCGAACUGAUUUUUCGAGGUCAGGCAUUGAUGUUUGUGCCUGUUACAGCGGGUAAUCCCGCCCAUCGCUCAUACCCAAAGUCUUUAAAGGAAAUAGACACAUACUGGAGAGACUACAUCGACACAAUUCGAGAGGAAGCUCCUCUAGUUUACAGAAAUCAACCCUUAUUUGAAGAUUUUAAGCAGAAUCUCGAGAACUACGUUAUCAACACGAAAACAUAUUGCAUGAAUGUAACACGUCAUCAAUCUAUUAAACCAUACGCUCAUUUUGAUAGUCAGACAGAAAUGUAGUUGAGGAGGUUAGUGAAGAGAUAAUUUCUAGCUGGGCUUUCAGUCCUUUUUUUUUUUAAUAAUACACAUAAAAAAUUACUCAGUUCUAAUUGGUUAAGAUAAGUGCAGUUUUCAGGUAAUUCAAUGCAGAAGACUGAGGGUUAAUUCAGUGCAAAGAGGUAACAAACCAGAUAUUCUGAUUGGCCAAUACUCAAAGAAACUCACAGAUAGCCACUCAAAUGCGAGCCGUGGAUGUCGCAACAUUUGGAUACGCUGAAAAUUUGCGAGCGAAACAAUGGCCGGCGUUUUAAAUAGAUUUUCUUUCGCCACCGAAACGACAACACAGCAGCUGAAAAACAGCUCUAACAACGAAAACCCUGUAAAAAGCACUGCUUUUUGGUUGUCGGUUUGGAAAAAGUAGUGUUUAGAGACCCAGCUUAACACAUGAUUAUUAGCUUUGCUAGUACAUAAUUAUGAUGAGCUAUCUCGUAUUUUUUUCAUGGUUAUUAUUAUUACGUAAUCAAAUUAUUUUUCUCGUGCAAUGUGGAAUAAAUAAGCACAUGUUAAUUUUUUAAGACCACAAAUUGCACUUGCCCUACGGGCUCGUGCAAUUUUGUUAGUCUUUGAAAAAAUUUACUCGUGCUAAUUUAUUCCAAAUUGCACUCGAAAUCAUGUGAUUGCCUAUACUUAUUUUGUCUUAAGUCUGGGCCCAAUCCAACCCGCUCACAUUUUAAGCGACUUUUUUGGUAAAUUUAUUUAACUGUAAUAGUCUUCAAAUUUGUCACUUGGUUUCAGAAAUAAUGAUUCCAUGUAAUAGAAAUAAGAGACACGUGACUGCC
Molecule: messenger RNA, 1766 nt
Organism: Pocillopora verrucosa
Lineage: Eukaryota; Metazoa; Cnidaria; Anthozoa; Scleractinia; Pocilloporidae
Source: RefSeq, a predicted model, not a curated record